Python bivittatus (Burmese python) is the source of this 2678-nucleotide messenger RNA. The record is from RefSeq and is a predicted model, not a curated record. NCBI's taxonomy places the organism in Eukaryota, Metazoa, Chordata, Lepidosauria, Squamata, Pythonidae.
CGGGGUGAGCGCAGCGUUACGUGCUCGAGACCGUGAGUCGCGCUCACCGUUCCUGCCUCGCGAGCCUCGGUGAAAGGAUUUGGCGCCAGGCGGAUCUCUUUCUGCAGCUGCCGCAGCCAUACGAGUCAGCCGCCUACGCCCAGACCGCAUCGAGUCCCUGCCGUCGCCGCUGCCGCCAUGAGCUGCUCGCCGGUGAACGUGAAGAAGUUGAAGGUGUCUGAGCUCAAGGAGGAGCUGAAGAAGCGUCGCCUCUCCGACAAGGGCCUCAAGGCCGAUCUCAUGGAACGGCUCCAAGCCGCGCUUGACCAAGAGGAGGCCGGUGGAGGGGGCUUAGGUAGCGCCGAGCCCGGCAAUGGCAACGUCGAGGAGCUGGGAGAAGCCGCUCCGGGCAGCGGAGGUGCCCAGGAGCAGCUGCUGAUGGCUCCGGGAGGCGGAGGCCCCGACCAGGCCGCGGCCUGCGACGACGAUGAGGAGGCGGAGUUCGGCGCCUGCCACGGAGAGGAGGAGGAGGAGGAAGGCAUGGAGCUGGGCGAGGAGAACGGCGAAGGGGUGGCCGCCGGCGAAGAAGAGGCAGCCGAUGAUCUAGAAGACGACGAGAACGGCGACGACCAAGGCUUUCAGGAGGGGGAAGAUGAAGAGGAAGACGUCGCCGGCGCCGCCGGCGCCGGCGCGUCCGCCACUAGCAGCAGCGGGAACGCCAACGGCCAUGGCGCCGUGGCGAAAGAAUUGCCUACCCAGCAGCCGCAGCAGCAAAAGCCUGGAGGGCCCGCUCGCCCUGCGGGGGAAACUAAAACUGAACAAAAACCUGGUGAGAAAAAAAGGGGAGUGAAAAGACCACGGGAGGACCACGGACGAGGCUAUUUUGAGUAUAUUGAAGAGAACAAAUAUAGCAGGGCCAAAUCACCACAGCCACCUGUUGAAGAAGAGGAUGAACACUUUGAUGACACAGUGGUUUGUCUUGAUACUUAUAACUGUGACCUACACUUUAAAAUUUCAAGAGAUCGUUUUAGUGCUUCCUCAUUAACUAUGGAAAGUUUUGCCUUUCUCUGGGCUGGAGGAAGAGCUUCUUAUGGAGUUUCGAAAGGAAAAGUCUGUUUUGAAAUGAAAGUAACUGAAAAAAUUCCUGUUAAGCAUCUGUAUACAAAAGACAUUGACAUACAUGAAGUGAGAGUUGGCUGGUCGCUAAAUACAAGUGGGAUGCUGCUUGGUGAGGAGGAAUUUUCUUAUGGAUACUCCUUAAAAGGGAUAAAGACAUGCAAUUGUGAGAUUGAAGAUUUUGGUGAGAAAUUUGAUGAAAAUGAUGUGAUUGGAUGUUUUGCUAAUUUUGAUGGUGAUGAGGUGGAACUCUCUUACUCAAAGAAUGGGCAGGACCUUGGAAUUGCUUUCAAGAUCCCUAAGGAAGUUCUUUCUGAACGGCCCAUUUUCCCACAUGUCCUCUGCCAUAAUUGCGCAGUGGAAUUCAACUUUGGCCAGAAGGAUGAGCCUUAUUUCCCCAUACCAGAGGGGUAUACAUUCAUCCAAAAUGUUAAUCUGGAAGAUAGAGUUAGAGGACCCAAAGGACCAGAACAUAAGAAAGACUGCGAAGUGGUAAUGAUGAUUGGUUUGCCUGGAGCUGGGAAGACUACAUGGGUCACCAAACAUGCAGCAGAGAAUCCUGGAAAGUAUAACAUCCUUGGAACAAAUACUAUUAUGGACAAAAUGAUGGUUGCAGGUUUUAAGCGGCAAAUGGCUGACACUGGAAAACUUAACACACUGCUUCAAAGAGCGCCUCAGUGUCUUGGCAAAUUUAUUGAGAUUGCUGCUCGUAAGAAACGGAACUUUAUUCUGGAUCAGACAAAUGUGUCUGCAGCUGCGCAGAGGAGAAAAAUGUGCCUGUUUGCAGGCUUCCAGCGCAAAGCAGUUGUUGUUUGCCCAAAAGAUGAAGACUACAAGCAAAGAACACAAAAGAAGGCAGAGGUGGAGGGAAAAGAUCUUCCAGAGCAUGCAGUGCUCAAAAUGAAAGGAAAUUUUACUCUGCCAGAGGUAUCAGAAUGUUUUGAUGAAAUAAUCUACGUAGAGUUGCAAAAAGAUGAAGCCCAAAAACUUCUGGAGCAAUACAAAGAAGAAAGCAAGAAGGCCCUUCCUCCAGAAAAAAAGCAGAAUACUGGUUCAAAGAAAAGUAAUAAAAAGAGUGGUAAAAACCAGUUUAACAGAGGUGGACAGAGAGGACGUGGUGGAUUUAACAUGCGUGGCAACUUCAGAGGAGGAGUCCCUGGAAAUCGUGGUGGCUAUAACAGGAGAGGUGGCAAUAUGCCCCAGCGAGGAGGUGGAGGAGGUGGUGGCAGUGGUGGAGCCAUAGGCUAUCCAUAUCCUCGUGGUCCUGUCUUCCCAGUAAGAGGAGGUGGUGGUGGUGGAGGCUAUUCAAACAGAGGAAAUUAUAACAGAGGUGGAAUGCCCAACAGAGGGAACUAUAAUCAGAAUUUCAGAGGGAGGGGAAACAAUCGUGGCUACAAAAAUCAAUCUCAGGGCUACAACCAGUGGCAGCAGGGUCAAUUCUGGGGUCAGAAGCCAUGGAGUCAGCAUUACCACCAAGGAUAUUAUUGAAUUCCCAAAUAAAAUGAACUGAUCCAUAUUUCUUCAAAACCUUCACAAGAAAUCGACUGUUUUCUUUAGUAGGCUAACUUUUUAAACAUUCCACA